CACCAUGGAUAAUACGAUUACAGAAAGGAAGAGCCAGGGAUGAUAUGCCAUCUUUGCACAAAGAAUACCUGACGCUGGUGCCCCCAUCUGUAAAUCUGCAGUGCGUGUUUGGGGGUUCCUGCCCCUCUGUAUGGCAGAAUAAGAUGGUUAUGUCUCAGGGCACAUACACUUUCCUCAGUUGUUUUGCUGGAUUUUGGCUUAUCUGGGGGCUCAUAGUAUUGCUGUGCUGUCUCUGUAGUUUUCUUAGGCGACGCAUGAAGCGACGCAGGGAGGAGAGGCUGCGGGAGCAGAGUUUGCGUUCUGUACAGAUUGAGCCACUUCAGUAUGAGGAAUAUGUCAGCAGCCCACGCAUCCCUGUGGCACACAGAAUCCGUGCACAAGCAGCAACUCAGCCACCACCAUCAGCAGCUCAAGCUCGACCAUGGUCAGCCACCCGCAGGAAUGGGCCUACCCCAAGUGCUGCAAACAGGGACAUUCCAUCCAUGAGUCAAGAACCAGAUUUGUCUCAGCCACCAUGUUAUGAAGAGGCAUUGCUGAUGGCAGAACCACCACCACCAUAUAGUGAGGUCCUGACUGACACACGAGGUAUAUAUAGGAAGAUCCUCAGUCCUUUUCUCACUGUUCAGGACGAGCUUGUGAAACCAGAACAAGCCCUGAGCCAUAAACAACAUCUGUCAGGACCACCUCAUACUCAGCCACUUCCAGGAGCCCUAAGUUCACCAAUUUCAACAAAUCCUCCUCAAGAAGCACAAAGGGUGAGACGACCUUCCUGGUCAGGUUCGGAAAUUGGAAGUGGGGGUCUACACAGACUACCUAGGGGCUGCCAGCUGAUCUUCCCAAUUCCUCUUCUGGGCAGGACUACAGCUGUUUGAAACAACAUGCACAGUUGAAUCAUACAGUAUAUCAUAUAGCUGCUGUGGUCAAAAGAACAUAUGUAAGGAACUGGGUGGGCUGUGAACAUCACAAAUGACCUUGUAGAAACAUAGAUGAUCAGGGUUUAAAUUUGAUUAUGAACCAUUAAAUGACACAAAACCUUCUAAAAUACAAUUCAUCAGAUGCACUAUAAUUAUUUCAUGGACACUGGCUUUUAGGGACUGCAAAAGUGCAUCUAGUAUGCUUGUACAGCCCUCUGAGAAUACAAGUUCAGCUUGGACCUGAUUUUGAAGAUGCCCAUGUUCGACUCUAAGAAGACUCAUACAAACUGAAAGCCAUCUUUCUUGAAUUAUUUAUUUAUAUUUUUUAGUUGCACCUUCCUUUUGUGGGAUUAAAG
Bufo gargarizans (Asiatic toad) is the source of this 1270-nucleotide messenger RNA. RefSeq names its product proline rich 7, synaptic (gene PRR7). The record is from RefSeq and is a predicted model, not a curated record. Lineage: Eukaryota; Metazoa; Chordata; Amphibia; Anura; Bufonidae. The coding region runs from base 45 to 872 and encodes 275 amino acids. The transcript is spliced from 3 exons.